UUUCAGUCGAUAUGUAGAAGUUCCCGCGCUCUAGUGGGUUUGUGUACUGUCAAUUAAACGUGGGUUAAAGUAGCAAGAAUGGGAAUUUUAGGAUUAGCGAAAGUUAUUGCUGAUAUCGCACCUAAUGCUGUAAAGGAGAGUGAAAUUAAACAUUAUUUUGGUAGGAAGGUGGCAGUAGACGCAUCUAUGAGCCUAUAUCAGUUCUUAAUAGCUGUUAGAAGCGAAGGAGCGCAGCUAACCUCUAUUGAUGGCGAGACAACAAGCCAUCUUAUGGGAACAUUUUAUCGUACAAUUCGUCUGAUUGAAAAUGGCAUAAAGCCUGUAUAUGUAUUUGAUGGCAAGCCACCGAAUCUGAAAUCAGGAGAGCUUGAUAAACGUGCUGAAAGAAGAGAACAAGCACAAAAGGAAUUGGAAAAAGCUGAAGAAGCGGGCGAUGUUGAACAAAUAGACAAAUUUAACAGAAGAUUAGUGAAAGUGACAAAAACACACACAGAAGAAUGCCAGCAGCUUUUGAAACUGAUGGGGAUUCCUUACAUUGUGGCACCUUGUGAAGCUGAAGCACAGUGUGCAGCCCUUGUGAAAGCAGGUAAAGUGUAUGCGACAGCAACUGAAGACAUGGAUGCUUUGACAUUUGGAUCAAACAUUUUAUUACGACGGAUGACCUUCAGUGAAGCACGGAAAAUGCCAAUUCAGGAGAUUCAUUUAAACAAAGUUUUGGAAGGCUUGGAACUCACACGAGAUGAGUUUAUUGACCUGUGCAUCUUGUUGGGAUGUGAUUACUGUGACAGUAUCAAAGGCAUUGGCCCCAAACGUGCCAUCGACCUUAUAAAGCAGCAUCACAGUUUGGAAAAAAUUCUUGAGAAUAUUGAUACAAAGAAGUACCCACCACCAGAAGGGUGGAUGUAUAAGGAAGCAAGGCAACUGUUUUUAGAACCAGAUGUUGCUGAUCCAGAAACUAUUGAGCUGAAAUGGACUGAUCCAGAUGAGGAAGGUUUGGUGAAAUAUUUGUGUGGUGACAAACAAUUCAAUGAAGAUCGUGUGCGUAAUGGUGCAAAAAAACUGGCAAAGGGCCGGUCAGGGACAACUCAAGGUCGCCUUGAUACAUUCUUCAAAGUUUUACCCAGUACGAACAAUACCUCGCAGAAAAGAAAGAGUGAAGAAAAACCAGCUAGUGCAAAGAAGGCAAAAGGAGGAGGAGGGAGAGGACGGAGGCCAAAGUAAUUCCACUGUACUGUUGCCUAACGUGUCCAAAAUAAUGUUGCUCUUAAUUGAAGAUGUGUCUCCGAUUUGUAAUCGAACUGUAAAAUUUGAAAUAGGACAAAAACAUAUUAAAUCACUGUGUCUGUGACAUAUAUUGAAGUGAUUGUUGUGAUCUCAUAUCUUUUUGUAAUGGAUGGCAAUCUCUUCAAUCAUGUUGAUUUUUAAUUAAAUUAGACAUAAAAAUUAUAAUUGGAUCUGAAUUUAAAAUUGUGUGUGAAUGCUCUUAGAUGUGUGGCUCAGAUGUAGGUAUUUUGAUGUUAUUAUAGGUGCUA
Schistocerca piceifrons (Central American locust) is the source of this 1532-nucleotide messenger RNA. It is a transcript of the gene Fen1, whose product is annotated as flap endonuclease 1. The record is from RefSeq and is a predicted model, not a curated record. The coding region runs from base 79 to 1221 and encodes 380 amino acids. Gene Ontology annotation, cellular component: nucleus. Gene Ontology annotation, molecular function: manganese ion binding; 5'-flap endonuclease activity; DNA binding. Lineage: Eukaryota; Metazoa; Arthropoda; Insecta; Orthoptera; Acrididae. The transcript has 8 exons.